AUGGCCGAAAUAGUUGGUAUCAUCGGCAGUGUUGUCGGCAUAUUGACAGCUGCGGAAGUGGCAUAUCAAAAGAUUAAGUCAUUGAAAGGGCUCCCCGAGGCAUUUGCAGAAGUUGCAUUGAGAUUGCCUCUUGCUCAACAAAUCCUGCGUGCUAUCGAGACCCAGUCUCGAAAUGCUUCAAAUGAGGUUGCUACAGCACUUCUUCCGGUCAUCAAAUCAUGCAAGGGGAACUCUGACACCCUCAAGACGACAUUGGAGAAACUGGAUCCUGGAGAGUCUGCAUCAGCAUGGAGUGUUGACAGAUAUAUAUCUCUGAUCAAGAGCCGUGGCAAGAAGGGACGAGUCGAAGAUCUGAUGAAGAAGGUUCUGGAAGACAUAUACACUCUGGCUAGUCACAAGGCUAUCAAUGCGGCAACUUCGGAGGAGCUCACCAGGCUGAUGGAUGCCAUCGAGAAAGUGGGGAACAAGAAAUCGGUCCCUGAUGAGCUGCUACAAGAUGAUGCUGGGGUCAGUAUCUCCCAAGGAGCAAAUGGGUCGAUGUCGAAUCAAGUUGGCGAUUACACCACAGCAUGGAACAACUUCGGUUCUGGGGCCAUCAACAACAUUGGUGGAGACGCUCAUUUCGGGGCCACAUCAGACCAGAGAAGACGAGAUAUCUUGCGCGCUUUGAAUUGCGCAUCCUACGAAGAUCAUAAGAAUCGGAACCCUGAGGCUAUGCCCAAAACGUGCGAAUGGUUCACCGAGCACCCUACGUUCCGAGCCUGGGUGAUCGACCCGGACGAAAGAUUUCUUUGGGUUUCGGCGGACCCCGGUUGUGGGAAGUCGGUGCUAGCAAGGUAUAUGAUCGACCACAAACUGAAAACAUCACGAGUCAUCUACUUCUUCUUCAAAGAUGGUCUUGACGAUCAAGACAAUGCAGAAAGUGCAUUGAAAUGUUUGCUACAUCAACUGUUGGUAGAGGGGUCACAUAUUUUUACUGAAGAAAUACUCGGCUCUUUUGAGGAACUCGGCAAGGAUAGGUAUGAAGGUUUCAGCGCCCUCUGGAAUAUUUUCGCGAAGGUUUCCCGCAAUGCCACCAACACCAUCUGCAUCCUGGACGCCCUUGAUGAAUGCAAGACUGUGGGAUGGUCUAGAUUGGCUAAAGCCCUCGGCGGUCUCUAUGGAAACGACAAUACGCACAUGAGAUUCAUCAUGUUCAGCCGGCCUUACAACCAAGUUCGAAGAGCAAUUCGACAAGGCCGGAUACCCCACAUCAACCUUCGUGGAGAGGAUGAAGUUGAAGUUAGCAAGAUCUCAGCAGAGAUCAACGUCGUGAUUAAAAAGAAGAUCAAAGACCUGGUACUGGAGUCGAAGAUCAGCCUUGAGGAGCAAGAUAAAGUUGUUCGAAGACUCACGAAGGUGAACAACAGGACUUAUCUCUGGAUUCAUGUCAUUUGCGACAUGCUUGAGAACUUGGAGCGUGUCGAAAAUAACAGUCUAGAGAGGUUUCUCGACCGUCUUCCUGAGACAGUCGAAGAUGCGUACGAAAAGAUCCUUGGCCAAAGUGUCGACGCUCAAAUAGCAAAGACGUUGUUACACAUUGUAGUAGCGGCCGCUAGGCCCUUGUCAGUGGAGGAGAUGGCAAUAGCCAUGGCGGUUAAUGGGCACCAAUCAUUCGACGAUCAAACACCGCUUUCGUAUGCAGCAAAGUCGGGAUACACAGAUGUCGUAAAGAUUCUUUUGGACACGGGCAAAGUCGACGUUAACUCACGGGAUAAUAUCGGGAAAACGCCUCUUUCGCACGCAGUACGAUACGGACACGCGAAGAUUGUGAAGAUGCUCUUGGACACGAGUAAUAUCGAUGUGAAUCCACGAGAAUACCUCGGAAAAACGCCGCUUUCUCUAGCAGUAACAUUUGGCUACACAAAUAUCGUCAAGAUGCUUCUGGAAACUGGCGACGUCGAAUUCAACACACGAGACAACCACGGAAACACCCCGAUUUCAUUAGCAGUGAAGAAAGGAAACCUGGCAGUUGUUGAGAUGCUUCUAGCGACUGGCAAGGCUGGCGAUAUGAAGUCGCGAAACCUAGAGGACAAGAAACCUCUUGCCAUUGCAAUGAUGGAGGGCCUGCCGCGUGUAGUCAACUCGUUGGUGACCAGCCGCAACAUUCUUGAAGAGCGCCCGGACCCGGAGCUUAUCUCAUCUGCAGCAGCAAAAGAUGAUUUAUCAAUCGUCAUGCUUCUGCACGAAGAGGGGAAUGCUGAGCUAGGUAUGACGGAUACAGACAUACUGGAUGGAGGUGCGAUUAUGGUGGCGCUCGAAAAUGGGUCAAAGAAGGUGUUUGAAUAUCUCCUCGAUGCCGGGAAGGUGGAUGUCAAUGUCGAAUUCAACUGGAAAUCUCGAACGAGCAACACGCACCGUUCUACGCUUCUUACACAAGCUGUAGCAAGUGGCCGCCCUGAUAUCCAAGUAUAUAUGCCUCGUCUCGCGACACUCACUGCGAUUUUCGCUGUUUUCAUUUCCAUCAUCAUCUUCAACACUCAACUCAAGAGCUUCAUCACAGACCUGAGAGCCCCACUUCUCAAGACCAACACCACCACCAACAUCGCAUCUCCAGAGCCAGAGUCUAUGCUCAACGCAGCCAAGAACACAAUGUCCAAGACCCUCCACCACGCAAAGAUCACCCCGCACCGGAGCGGCACCCGCGGCCACUCCGACCACGGGUGGCUCAACACCUACCACAGCUUCUCCUUCGCCGACUGGUACGACCCGCGCUUCAACAACUUCGGCGCCCUGCGCGUGCUCAACGAGGACCGCGUCAAGGCCAACAGCGGCUUCCCGACGCACCCGCAUCGCGAUUUUGAGAUCUUCAGCUACAUCCUCUCGGGCGAGCUGACGCACCGCGACUCCAUGCUGCAGAAGGGCAGCGAGGGCGCCCAGAGCGACAAGUUCUACCGCAUGCACCGCGGUGACGUCCAGUUCACCACUGGCGGCACCGGCAUCGCGCACUCCGAGAUGAACGAGCACGGCCGCGACACGGUGCACUUCCUGCAGAUCUGGGCCAUCCCGUGGAAGCGCGGGCUGCCGCCAACCUACCACACCCGCCACUUCGCCGAGGAGGAGAAGCGCCAGGGCUUUGUCAAGAUUCUCUCGCCGCUGAAGGCUGGCCCGGAGGCCACGCUCGCGGAGGAGAAGGCGGCGGAGCCGUCUAUCCCGGACACCAUCCCGAUCCACGCCGACUUCGUCAUGGGCGCGGGUAUCAUUGAGCCCAACAAGGCUUUUGAGUGGAACGUCGGCGCCAAGGUCACGCAGCAGACGAAGCGCAAGGUAUUUGUUCAUUUGCCGAUGACCAAGGGCGGCAAGGCCAAGAUUCGCAUCGACGGUCGCGAUGACGCCGUCUUGUCGGAGGGCGACGGCGCAUUCGUGGAUGCGGUCAAUGCAGGCGACAAGUUGAAUGUGGAGAGCAUUGGAGAGGCCGAUGCCGAGGUUGUUGUUUUGGAUACGGCGUAG
Colletotrichum aenigma is the source of this 3489-nucleotide messenger RNA. Its product is annotated as putative quercetin 2,3-dioxygenase. The transcript is spliced from 4 exons. Lineage: Eukaryota; Fungi; Ascomycota; Sordariomycetes; Glomerellales; Glomerellaceae. The record is from RefSeq and is a predicted model, not a curated record. The coding region runs from base 1 to 3489 and encodes 1162 amino acids. Gene Ontology annotation, molecular function: protein binding.